Lentinula edodes (shiitake mushroom) is the source of this 783-nucleotide messenger RNA. RefSeq names its product S-adenosyl-L-methionine-dependent methyltransferase. Bases 1 to 783 code for a protein of 260 amino acids. NCBI's taxonomy places the organism in Eukaryota, Fungi, Basidiomycota, Agaricomycetes, Agaricales, Omphalotaceae. The transcript has 3 exons. The record is from RefSeq and is a predicted model, not a curated record. Gene Ontology annotation, molecular function: protein methyltransferase activity. Gene Ontology annotation, cellular component: mitochondrion. Gene Ontology annotation, biological process: protein methylation.
AUGCGCUUGCCUUUGAACGAACUUCGAUGGUUGAAACGGGCUGCUUUGGACUCUAACCGUCCUCUCGAGCACUUGAUCCAACGUCGUCUCAAUCGUGAGCCUCUUCAGUAUAUCAUAGGCACCCAGCCUUUUGGCGCGUUAGACAACAUUCGGGUACGCCCUCCCGUGCUCAUACCACGUCCAGAAACCGAAGAAUGGGUCAUUCGACUCGCGGAAUAUCUUUGCUCCUCUGACUGGUCCGCAAGCCGUCGUAUUUCUUUGCUAGACCUUGGCACCGGUUCUGGUUGCAUUCCGCUUUUGCUAUGCCACCUUUGUCCAAAUAUUGUGGCGAAUGGAAUUGACAUAUCCCCUCAUGCCGUUCAACUAGCCAAUGAAAAUGCCAAACUCUGCGGCAUCCCACAUUCCAGAUUCAAGGCUUCUUUGUGCGACUUUGUACACCCAGGUUUUCCGAAGGCCGAAACGAUCAAUUCGCCCUACGAUAUUCUUACAUCCAAUCCUCCUUACAUCACGUCUGACGAAUAUCUUCAGCUAAGUGACGAUGUUGCAAAGUUCGAAGAUCCAACGGCCCUUAUAGGUGGUUGUGAUGGUCUAGAAUUCUAUCGUGUCAUCGCCGGUCUCAUCGCUCGCGACGGAUUUCUAUCGCCUAAGGCCGUGGUAGCGCUUGAAGUCGGUCACAGUCAAGCAGCAGCGGUCUGUGAUAUAUUAAGCCCGACAGGAUUCAAAACCAGCAUUUGGAUGGAUUCAUGGGGCAAAAAACGUACUAUUAUUGCCCAGCGCCAGUGA